This is a messenger RNA of Cordyceps fumosorosea ARSEF 2679, 1221 nucleotides long. RefSeq names its product beta-Ig-H3/Fasciclin. Lineage: Eukaryota; Fungi; Ascomycota; Sordariomycetes; Hypocreales; Cordycipitaceae. Bases 1 to 1221 code for a protein of 406 amino acids. The transcript has 3 exons. Gene Ontology annotation, cellular component: fungal-type vacuole membrane. Gene Ontology annotation, biological process: macroautophagy. The record is from RefSeq and is a predicted model, not a curated record.
AUGGCUCGGUUUGCUGCUUGGUCACUGGCCGUGUUUACCGGGGUGGCGCUUGCCGUUUCUUCCAACGACUUGGGCUCCGUUCUCCAAGAGCAUCAAAAUCUGACCACUUUUUACAACUUGAUCAAGAACAACUCCGAUGUACUCUUGGAACUUCCUAGCUACAAUGGCGUGACUCCGUGCCCCCAGAUCCUCGCGCCGUCGGACAAGGCCUUUGAGGAUAUCCCCUACACCUCCCUCAACGGCGUUUGGGACCCCAACGACCACGCCAAGACGACCGCCUUCCUACAGUACCACGUCAUCCGGGGCAGCGUCUCUGUCGGGGACCUCGAGGCCGGGCCGACCUAUCUGGAGCCGACGCUGCUGACCGGCGCCGCCGCGCCCGCGUGGACCAACGUGACCGCCGGCCAGAACGUGCUCCUCACGCGGCAGCCCGGCGACGCCGCCGUGCUGACCAGCGGCCUCGGCGCGCGCUGCACCAUAAUCGAGCGCGAUCUCGACUUCCGCGGCGGCCGCGUCCAGGUGGUCGACCACCUGCUGAUGCCGCCCGCGCCGCUGCGCCAGACCGCAGAGGCCUUCCAGGCCGGCUCCUUCGUCGCCGCGCUGUACGCCGCAGGGCUGAUGCCGGACGUCGGCGACCGGCCCAACGUGACCGUUUUCGCGCCGCGGGACGCCGCCGUCGACCUGGUCGGGGGCUCGCUGCGGGCGCUGGACCGCGCGUCGCUGUCGCGCGUCGCCGCCUACCACGUCGUGCCGGGCCGGGUCCUGUCCUCGGCGGACCUCGCCAAUGGCAGCGUGCUGGCUACCCUGGGCGCCGGUGGUAGUGGUAACGGGACGGCGCCGGGGUUGACGGUCCGGCAGGAGGGCAACAACAAGUUCGUCAACACCGCGCAGAUCGUCCAGCCGGACAUCCUACUCGCCAACGGCAUCAUGCACCUCGUCGCCGACGUGCUCAACCCAGACGCGACCGCCGCGGCGCCCAACGCCAGCGCGCCCACCCAAGCGCCAGCCUUCCCCGUAAGCGUCGCCAGCAGCCCGUUCGCUUCAGCGCUGCCGUGCACGACCAACUGCCCAAGCAGCACGGGAGGCGCCACUGCGUCGCCGACGACGACCACGGCCGUUGGCGGCAAGUCCAAGUCGAGCGAGAACCCCGGCGUCCCGGCGCCGACCGUCCAUGCGGCCGUGGCGGCGUUGGGUGUCUUGGGCGCCGGCCUACUACUGUAG